Molecule: messenger RNA, 3729 nt
Organism: Mesorhabditis belari
Lineage: Eukaryota; Metazoa; Nematoda; Chromadorea; Rhabditida; Rhabditidae
Source: the annotation of a GenBank genome assembly
AUGAGAAGCACAAGCGAUCACGAGCCGUAUGAUGCGUAUCGACGAGUAGAAGUCACUGCACUUUCUCGUUUACAACAUAUGCUUAAUCAGUUAGGCGUUGACGAGAAGCACAGAAAAAUGGAGGACUCAACGACGAGCAGUGAGAUCGUUUACGGCGGAGGAAGUCCGUUGGCUGAGGCGAAUGAUGCAUCAAGGCCGAUGAGUGAUAAAGUACAAGCAAUGGCUGCAUCGAUUUAUCGUGAAUUCGAGCAAAUGAUUAAAAAGUUUGGCGAGGAUAGCGUGAAAACAUUGAUGCCGUUAGUGGUGAACGUGCUCGAGAAUCUUGAUUUAUCAUUUCUCGAGAAAGAAGAGAUGUCCGUUGAUUAUGAAAUGUUGAAAGAAGACAAUGAGCAAUUGGUGACUCAAUAUGAACGCGAGAGGCAGCAACGAAAGCAACAAGAUCAGAAAUACAUGGAAAUCGAGGACUCGAUGAUUGGACAACAGAAAGAAUUGGAGGGAAAAAUCGCAUCACUUGAGAGUAUCAUGCGAAUGCUUGAGCUUAAAGCAAAGAACGCUGCUGAUCAUUCAAAUCGGUUGGAGGAACGAGAAGCCGACCAGAAAGCUGACUUCGAUCGACUCCACGAGAGAUAUAAUGUGUUGCUGAGGACGCAUAUCGAUCAUAUGGAACGAACGAAAUAUCUUCUCGGAAACGAUAAAUUUGAGAUGAUGCAGAAUAUGCCAUUGCCCAAUCAAGCCGUCAGAUCCAAGAUGGGAAUGGGCAUGGCUGCCUCGGUGGAUGCCUCAUCGAUUCGCGGUGUUUCCGAUUUGAUCUCGGCGGCGAUGACGCACUCGAUUUCUCAUGAUGUAAAUCUCGCGAAUCACAUCUCGAAUGAGGUGGAUUAUCAAGAAGAAUUUGGACAAAGUUUGGAUGUGGAAACACCACGAGAAGGAGCUGAGAGCGGACGAUCGGUCCAACAGGAGCUCGAGCCGAGCGAGGAGCCGAACGAAGAGAUGAGAACGUCUUUACAUAAUCCGGCAAUGGUUCACGAAACGGAGCCCGAAGACGCGCUGGGAGCCGAUCUUACCGGGAAUCUGGUCGAUCCGGCUGAAUUCGCAUCUGCCGUAAACGACACUUUUAUUGGGAUGGGAAGAGAAGUCGAGAAUUUGAUCAAGGAGAACACAGAGCUGCUUGAUAUGAAAAAUGCAUUGAAUAUCGUGAAGAAUGACUUGAUUUUACGAGUUGAUGAGUUAACGAGUGAACAAGAAAUCCUCCGAGAAGAGGUGCGCAGUCUUGAGAUGGUGCGAGCGAAAAUGAGUGAACAAUUGCAACAAGUCGAGGCUGAGCUCAAGGAAACGAAGAGGAAAUUCGCUGAAAGGGAAAGCGAAAAUGAAGAGGAACUAAUCCCACUGGCUCAGCGCAAACGUUUCACCCGUUCCGAGAUGCAACGGGUGCUCAUUGAUCGCAAUAUGUACAAGGAGAAAUUGAUGGAAUUGGAGGAGUCACUCAAAUGGUCCGAGCUGCAGCGUGCAAAGAAACUCCAACAGCAACCGGCCGCUAAACAAAGCAAAGGCGGGAUUUGGGAUUUCUUCUCCGGUCUCUUUGGCGAUUCUCCAUCACCAACAUCUGGUCGGCAACGUCAACGAGUCGAUGACUCGAUCAAUAGACGCCAUAAGAUGACCAAAAGCGUCGAGUUUCUGGAUGCUGAUGCAAUCUCUGAGCGAAGAGCGGCUGAGCGACGAGCUCAAUACAAGCUGGUGAGAGAACACGUGAAAAGAGAUGGUGCUGGAAGGCUUCAGGCUUAUGGAUGGGCAAUCCCAUCGACUCUCGAUAACACCCCAUCAACUCAAGUGCCAGUGCCGGUUUGUUGUCGACCAGUCAUGGAGCAUUUGCCACAACUGAAGGUUUGGUGUGCUACGGGAGUCAUUCUCAGAGGUGGCCGUUUACCGAAUGGAACUUAUAUCGGAGAUGAACCAGUCUUUGUUGGGUUAACGAAACGAAUGCCUCCUCGUGAUGGACAUCCAACAGACAGUGAUCAUUUGGAACAAGAGAUUGAGAGAUCUCGAGCUUUGGAAGCAAGAGAUCGUGAGCUUUCCGAGUGGGAGCCAACAAGUCUCAUUUGGGUGGCUUCUUCAAAUCAGGGCCGAUCGCAAGUGGCAAUCGUUGACGCGAACAACCCGAACAACAUCAUCGAUCAGUUUCCCGCUUGUGAUUCCCAUCUUCUCUGUAUGACUAGCGUUGCUGGAGUUCUCGAAUCUGAUCCAUGGUGUGAUGAGCCGGCUGCAAAAAAGUUCCUUCGUGGAGGCGGUUAUCUAAAAGAAAUUCCUGAAGGAAUGGAUCAUGCUGAUUUGGGAUCGGUUUCAUGGGUGGAAAUGAGAAAACUUGAAGAAUCGGAUGAUCAUGUGGAAACAUUGUGCAGCAAUGAGCAGAAACCGAGUCCACAACGAGUGCGAGAUUUUAGCAUUUGUGAGCAAACAGCUGUGCCCGGACCAUCGGAAGCAAAAGGUGGUAAGCGUAAGAGUCGAGUAGAAGAGGCGGUGGAGGCGCGCGAGAGGACAACCGCGCGACCUCUCGAGAAGGGUCUACCCCCAGAUGAGCCAAUCUCGCCACGGGGAUCCCUUCCAACUCACAUUCGUGCCUCACUUGCUCGAUAUGAACAGGUUGCUUCUCAUCCGGACACGAAAAUGCCAACAAUUUGGAUGGGCAGUCAAAAUCAGUACAUUUACAUCCACAGUGCGGUGACUGCUUGGAGACAAUGUUUGAGAAGAAUCAAGUUGCCAGAUGCCGUGCUAGCAAUCACCUAUGCAAAAGGACGAGUCUUCGCCGCGCUCGCAAACGGCACUGUUGUCGUCUUUCAUCGGAAUAAACAAGGAAUUUGGUCAAGUGAAGGUUAUCAUUGUGUCCGUCUUGGUCCUCCAUCAGCUUCCGUACGUGCACUUGAGGUAGUCGGCUCGACUAUUUGGGCUGCUUACAAGAAUUGUGUCAUUGUUAUUGAUGUCGAUACUUUACAUGUGCUGAAAGUGUUUGCCGCACAUCCACGAAAAGAUUCGCAAGUGAGAGCUUUGCAAUGGGUGGGAGCUGGAGUUUGGGCCAGUAUUCGGCUUGAUUCGACGCUCAGACUUUACCAUGCGUACACCUAUGAUCAUCUACAAGAUGUUGACAUUGAGCCGUAUGUGACAAAGAUGCUCGGGCCAUCAAAACUCGACUACUCCUACAUGCGUACCACAUCACUUUUGGUUUCAAAUCGCCGUUUAUGGAUUGGAACAGGCACCGGUGUUGUCAUCAGUGUUCCACUAUCUGCAACUUUGGAUGAAAAGAUGAAAGGCAUUGGGGGAGCUGAUUUGACUGCUGGUGCAAAGGGAGGCCCUGGUGGACUUGUUCGAGUCUACAAGAAUGCAGAUCUCCCUGAUUCAGCUAAGGAAAAGAACGGAGAACUUUUCAUCCCGUAUUGCAAUCUGUCGAACGCUCAACUCUCAUUCCAUGGUCAUAAAGAUUCGGUUAAAUUCUUCAUUUCUGUCCCUGGAGAAGAUAAAGUGCAACAAGCACAAGGAGAAGAGGAAGAAAACGAAGGACAUUUGCGAAGGAUGCUUGUGAUUUCGGGUGGCGAUGGAUAUAUCGAUUUUCGAAUUGGAGAUGAAGAGGAGGGACCCCAAGAGAAGCCGACAAAAGAUGGCGAGACGGGGAUCCGAGUCCGUGACAUGAGUCAUCUAAUCAUUUGGGAACUCGAUGCCGAGCUACCUGUUCUUGGCACU